GAAGCAGAGUGAUGGCUCUAUGGCGAUAGUUUGCAAUUCUAGUCUAUCUAGAAGAGAAUAAGAAGAAAAUAUCUAUUUGUCACAGGAUGGCAUAGCAUUGUUUCUCCAUUGUGACAAGCAGUGGCAAAAGUACUCUGGUCAACGCCAUUUUGGGCAAGGAGCUUUUGGCGUGUGGCAUGGGACACACCACGAAUUGUUUCCUCCAAAUCGAGCAGGCGCGCGAUUACGACGACGAUGAGGAUAAUCAGGGAUACGUUGCCCCUCACUCCCCCGGUGGCCGGAGUCGGCUGCCCAGCUAUUCCGACGUCGAUUCACAUUUUAUCAUCCGGAGAAGCCAGUUUGCCUCAGAAUCAACAAGAGGAAGGCCCAACUCGACUAUGGAGAAUUUCAGCAAUCCUCUCGACAUCAAGCAACUUCAUGAUUUGUCUGACGCAACAUCAGAGACAAGCCUCGAUAUUUCUCGCUACAUCGAGAUUUUUUUGGCGAAGAACGACCACAAAUGCAGUUUGCUGAGACAUUUUCUUCAGAUUUUGGAUUGCCCUGGUAUCAGCACUUGCAGAGACAUAGGCGAUAAAGUCAAAGCUUUCUGCGGAGAUGCUGAUUUGCACGUCCUCGUUAUCAGCGUUAUCGCUGGAAUAUCGGCUGAGACGAAAGAACACUUCUUGAAAGUGAAGGAACGUCUCCCACAUCCAGACAUCAUCAUUGGCUUUACUCAGUGGGAUCUAGCAGCCAACGAGAAACCAGAGAGAAAGGAAAGGGUAAAAAAUCAACUUUUGAAAUCGGCGUUCGAUCUUCUAAGUUCAACCGGAACUGUCUCCACGGUGGAAGAAUCGAGGGAAAGAUGUUUCUUUGUAUCUGGACGCGAGGCACUAGGUGCAGCUUUGGGAGAACAAAUGAAGUACACGAAAGGACAAGAGGAAAGAUCAAAAUCGUUUCAAGACUUCUUGCAGAAAAUAGAGGAGCGAGCAUCUAUUGCUGGAAAGAAAGACAAACUGGAUACCAACCGCAAUGCAUGCGAGGAAAUCAUCAGGAGGUUCAAUAAAAUUAUAAUCGACACUAUGAUAAUAUGGAUCAAUGAGAAAAGAAUCGAAUUGCAAGAUGAGAUUGGAUCCAUUGAGCAAACCACUACAAGAUUGCACGUACAGAAGGAAAAGUUCUUGGAAAGAAAGAGAGAGCACAGGGAGAGGAUCAUCUCCACAGUUGAUGACGAGGUGAUGGAAUGCUUGGAUGAUGUCAAUUAUCGGAUGCAAAAGAAACUUGCAAGCGUGAGAAACAAGAGGACUCUAAACUCUUAUCUCGAUGAGCACGGGGAGGCCAUUAUUCAUGACUGGUACAGAAGGAUUACCAAGGCAACUAAUCGCGCAACACGAAUGGCCUGUGAAGAUUACUCCAUAGAUCUCUUAGAGGAGUACAGGAAAUGCUUCCGGGAGUUUCCUCAUGAGCAUCCAAAAGCCUACGUCAAAGCUCUUCACGAAGAAAUCUUCCAGAAAGUCGGCAACGAGCAAAUAAACGAAAACGCCGUUGAUUCCCUCCUGAAAGGCAUCACUGAUAGAGGAAUAAUUGCUUUGUUUGCGACAUCGAGAAAAGACCAACAAACUGCUAAUGUUCAGGAACAAAGUGUUUUCAGAGAAAGGCAGCGAAUGGCUGCAGGUGCCGGCGUCAGGUUUCUUUGGGUACGACAAUGGCUAUGGGGAGCAUUCGAGGACAAACUAAUGAAGAAAUUUGAGAAAGAGGGCAGUUCUUGUCUUGUUGAAAUCAGAGAGUCAUGCAGAAGAGCCAUCGAAGAGUUCUGCGACACUACUGAGGCUUACUACAAUAACCAGGUCGAGAACGGUCUGGAGUUGCAGUUCCGGUCAGAGUUGCAAGACAGAAAAUCUAAGAUCGAUAGCCUUUCCACUUUGACUCGUACUCUAACUACUUACAGGCGAGAGGCGGAAAUAGGAUGGCAGAUUGUUGUCUCACCACCGACCUCUCCGAUUUAUCAAACCAAGAUACUACAAUAAUGACAGGAUCUCCGAUACUCAAGAAUAUGGCGAAGAAUCUGGUUUAGUUGGUCACGGCAAGAAACUGAACCCCUGGCUUUCACGGAAAUAAAAAAAAAUAUUUACCUGUGCAUGAAGUUUUAAAAUUCCCACCGAAAUAUAGAUUCCGCCCCACCAACACCCCCCCACCCAUAAAACCACGUUUGAACCUAGAAUGCAGCUUCUCCAAUACCACACUGUAACCCACUGUCGUGCUCGUGGGGGAUGGUACUUGGAGUUCCGCCCGGCAGAGGGGGGGGGGGGGGGGGCAGUCAAUGUAUUGAUGUACACUGCGUGACUAGAUUAUUUCCAAACACCCCCUAAACGAGUUUUUCUCUGUGUGCAAAAAAACCCUAGACGCUUCAUUUACACAUUUCGGCCCCUAAACAUAUUUUCGCUAGAAUAUAACCCCUAAACAAGUUUUGUCUACUUAAUUGCUAAACUAUAAUUAAGCUUACAUAAACAAAACUAUAUUCAUGGGUAUUGCAUGCCCCAGUGCAGUUUUGGUUAAAAUACCACAAUCGGGAAGAACCCGAACACUUCAGAAACGAGGAGGAAAAGGCCUCGGGGGAAAAAGCUUGGGGAAAAAAACAUACCCUGAAUACGUUUGAACCCGGUAUUGACCAUUGACCAGUUUUUCAAAACCAUCCCUUUUUUGAAAAUCUGUGUUUUUUAUACCAUUAACGAGUGCACGCGCAGUUCGCGGGCAAAACUAAAAAACCACGCCUUUAAACGCGUUUUUUGUCACGCAUGUGUACAGCAAUAUAUUUGACUCCCCCGGGGGGAGAUCCGACAUUGAUGUUAAUGGCCAAAUCCGGCCAUUACUUUGGUUUGAUUUUGAGAUAUAACAAAUUAACAAUACUGUGUUAGUAACAAAUCAAUGAAAAUAAAUAACAUAACAUAUUGUUAACGAUAUAAUUUAAAUGCAGGAGACCGCCAUCGAGAGCGAUUAUAGGCUCGAUGGCGGCCUUGUAAACGGGAGGCGUACAUAUUAUGUUUCUACAUUGAUCAAGUGUGUGGAAUGCAGAUGCAGGUGCUGUAGGGAGCAAUUGAGGUUUUUAUUUGAAGAGUGCGAUACAUAAAAUAUGAGCAAGUACCGGAAUCGGUAUAAGAUUGCCUUGAGCAAUUAACAUGGUGAAUACGUGCGCUAUAUACAUUUUAUAAUAUAUAUCUGUAGAGAUGUAUGGUGAUACUCUAACAGUGUUUUUAGGGUUUCAUAACUUGAAACUCUAAUGUACUUAUGGCAUAAAUACGAUUAAAUCAUUAAUACACCCAUCAAGACGGGAUUUUUUCCAUCUUGCCGUGGUGGUAUUAUACAUUUUUUUCAUUUCUUGAUUAUAAUUAUGUUAUGUCUUUCUAUAAAACGCAUGAUUGGGAUGUGCCCUAUCAUACAAUCAAAUUAUUAUUGGAAUUAUUAUCAUUAUUAAUAUUAGUACUAUUAUCAUCAUCAUCAUUCCUAUCAUUUAUUAUUAUUGCAGUGUUCUCUGUAGUACUGUGAUACUGUUUUGUACGUAUUUUUUUAAUAUAACGUGACUUAUUAUCCACCGAAAUAUGGGGCCUGGUUUUAAAUGUUUGUCUAUGACACGUACAGGAUUUAUUUCUAAAAAUGAU
This is a messenger RNA of Lytechinus pictus (painted urchin), 3632 nucleotides long. Its product is annotated as transmembrane GTPase Marf-like. Gene Ontology annotation, molecular function: GTPase activity. Lineage: Eukaryota; Metazoa; Echinodermata; Echinoidea; Temnopleuroida; Toxopneustidae. Gene Ontology annotation, biological process: mitochondrial fusion; mitochondrion localization. Gene Ontology annotation, cellular component: mitochondrial outer membrane. The coding region runs from base 177 to 2003 and encodes 608 amino acids. The transcript has 15 exons. The record is from RefSeq and is a predicted model, not a curated record.